UGGGACCCCAUCCAUGUGACGUCAAAAUUGAAGGACCAGACGCGGAUUUCGCUCAAUCAAAACCAAAACACCAGGAGCUUUUGUUCUACUUUUGUACAAAAACAGACCAAAAUGCCCAAAGUAAAGAGGAGUCGGAAGCCACCUCCAGACGGCUGGGAGCUCAUUGAGCCCACUUUGGACGAGCUGGAUCAGAAAAUGAGAGAAGCUGAAACAGAGCCUCAUGAGGGGAAACGAAAGGUGGAGUCCCUCUGGCCAAUUUUCAGGCUGCAUCAUCAGCGGAGUCGAUACAUCUACGACCUCUUCUACAAAAGGAAAGCUAUCAGCAGAGAGCUGUAUGAGUACUGUAUAAAGGAGGGCUAUGCAGACAAGAACUUGAUUGCCAAGUGGAAGAAGCAGGGCUACGAGAACCUGUGCUGCCUGCGUUGCAUCCAAACAAGAGACACCAACUUCGGAACCAAUUGCAUCUGCAGAGUCCCCAAGAGCAAGCUGGAAGUCGGACGGAUCAUUGAAUGCACCCACUGUGGAUGCAGAGGAUGUUCUGGCUAAGUGCAGUUUUUGGACAUCCGGUCUAUUUUCUGUUGGACAUCGGGACUCACCCAGCUUCCCUCUGUGUACUCUCACAACCAUAAUGCAACAUUGUCUUUAUUUCAGCACUGAUUUCUUCCCAAUCAUCCUCAGCUGCCUUUUAUAGGGGUCAGUAUUUAGUACUGCUCUACUUUUCAACACAGGGGAGCAAGGGAUUAUACAUCGAGAGGGUCCAUAUUGUACUAAUUACAUUUGUUUUCCAUGUCUGUUGUUUUUUUUAAUACCUAAGUCAAUCCCUAAUCUCCAAAAACUCAGUUUAGGAUGUUUAGGUUAGAUGUUUCUGGAUUAGGCCCAUCAUUACAGCUGUGAAGGGUAUUUUCAAUUCUGAUGUAUUUCAUUUUAUUUAAAGAGAACUGGGAGGGGAAGUUUUUUGUCUUUAAAAUGUCAUUGCUUCAAACCUGAAA
Messenger RNA from Thunnus maccoyii (southern bluefin tuna), 989 nucleotides. RefSeq names its product BUD31 homolog (gene bud31). Gene Ontology annotation, cellular component: spliceosomal complex; nucleus. Bases 112 to 546 code for a protein of 144 amino acids. Lineage: Eukaryota; Metazoa; Chordata; Actinopteri; Scombriformes; Scombridae. The record is from RefSeq and is a predicted model, not a curated record. The transcript is spliced from 4 exons. Gene Ontology annotation, biological process: mRNA splicing, via spliceosome.